This is a messenger RNA of Daucus carota subsp. sativus, 546 nucleotides long. Its product is annotated as gibberellin 3-beta-dioxygenase 2-like. Gene Ontology annotation, molecular function: gibberellin 3-beta-dioxygenase activity. The transcript has a single exon. Gene Ontology annotation, biological process: gibberellin biosynthetic process; response to light stimulus. The record is from RefSeq and is a predicted model, not a curated record. Bases 1 to 546 code for a protein of 181 amino acids. NCBI's taxonomy places the organism in Eukaryota, Viridiplantae, Streptophyta, Magnoliopsida, Apiales, Apiaceae.
AUGGAGUUUCGCCACAAGAUGAAGCCUCUUGCAGAUCAACUCCUGCAUUAUCUCCUGAAAUCACUCAACAUCCCUGGAGAACUCGUACAAAUCUGGGCAGAAUCGACUGAUAAGGUUUCUGGGACGAUACAACUCAAUUCCUAUCCCCCCUGCCCCGACCCGAGGCACGUCUUAGGCCUGGCGCCUCACACCGACACACUGCUGCUCACACUCCUCAACCAGUGUCAAAUCUCCGGCCUCCAAUAUUUCCGCGACGACAUUGGCUGGAUCUCCGUGCCUCCAGUCCCGGGCGCAUUUGUGGUCAAUGUGGGGGAUACAUUGGAAAUUCUGUCUAAUGGGAAAUUUCCAAGCGCUUAUCAUCGCGUGACAGUGAACGAAAACAAGCACAGGAUAUCGUAUGCUUAUUUCCAUGGUCCUAGCAUGGACUCCCCUGCUGAGCCCUUGGACAAAGCUGAGAAGCCACUGUAUCGUUCUAUGACAGUUAGAGAGUAUUGUGCCAUCAAGGCCAAGCAUAAUGAAGAAGCUUUAGGCUUGGUUAAAUUGUAA